Molecule: messenger RNA, 153 nt
Organism: Entrophospora sp. SA101
Lineage: Eukaryota; Fungi; Glomeromycota; Glomeromycetes; Entrophosporales; Entrophosporaceae
Source: the annotation of a GenBank genome assembly
UCAUGUCCAACUGACACUUCAAAUUUUGACGAAGAAUUCACGAAAGAAGUACCAGUACUUACACCUGUUCAGACACAAUUAGGCUCUGAGGAACAAGAAGAAUUUCGUGGAUUUUCUUAUAUUUCUAAUUGGAUUGCUAAUCCAGAAAAUUAA